UCGUUCUCUGCACACCUGAUUUGUAGAUCAGAGCUCAGACAAGUUUCAUCUUGAGGAAUUAAAACUGUCUCAGUCUCAGUUAUCGAGAGGAGAAAUGGCGCAGAAAGGAGAUCAGCUGGACCAGGAAACCUUUUCUUGUUCCAUCUGUUUGGAGGUUUUAAAGGAUCCGGUGACUAUUCCCUGUGGACACAGUUACUGUAUGAACUGUAUUAAAACCUACUGGGAUGAAGGAGAGAAGAAACUCCCCGGCUGUCCUCAGUGUAGAGAGACAUUUAUCCCAAGGCCUGCGCUGGUGAAAAACACCAUGUUAGCAGCUUUAGUGGAGCAGCUGAAGAAGACUGGACUCCAAGCUGCUCCUGCUGAUCACUGCUAUGCUGGACCUGAAGAUGUGGCCUGUGACGUCUGCUCUGGGAGGAAACUGAAAGCUGUCAAGUCCUGUUUGGUCUGUCUGGCCUCUUACUGCCAGAAACACCUCCAACCUCACCGUGAUGCGGCUCCACUAAAGAAACACCAGCUGGUGGAUCCCUCCAAGAACCUGCAGGACAACAUCUGCCCCCGUCACGGUGAGGUGAGGAAGAUGUUCUGUCGUACUGAUCAGAAGUGUAUCUGUUAUCUCUGCUCUGUGGAUGAACAUAAAGGCCACGACACGGUUUCAGCUGCAGCAGAAAGGACGGAGAGGCAGAAAGAGAUGGAGGUGAGUCGACAACAAAUCCAGCAGCAGAUCCAGGACAGAGAGGAAGAUGUGAAGCUGCUUCAGCAGGAGGUGGAGGCCGUCAAUCAGUCUGCUGAUAAUACCGUGGAGGACAGUGAGGAGAUCUUCACUGAGCUGAUCUCUCUCCUCCAGAAGAGAAGCUCUGAGGUGAAGCAGCAGAUCAGAUCCCAGCAGGAAACUGAAGUGAGGAGAAUCCGAGAGCUGGAGGAGAAGCUGCAGCAGGAGAUCAGUGACCUGAAGAGGAGAGACGCUGAGAUGAAGCAGCUCUCAGACACCGAGGACCACAACCAGUUCCUCCACAACUGGCCCUCACUGCCACCACUCAGUCAGUCCACACACUCCUCCAGCAUCAGCAUCCGUGAUGUGGCAGCAGCUAUGUCAGAGGUCAGAGGUCGACUACAGGACAUCCUGGGAGACACGUGGACAAACGUCUCACUGGCCUUCACUGAGGUGGAUGUUUUACUGUCACAACCAGAACCAGAACCAGAACCAGAACCAGAACCAGAACCAGAACCAACGAACAGAGCCGGAUUCUUGAAGUAUUCAUGUGAAAUCACUCUGGAUCCAAACACAGUAAACACACGGCUGUUACUGUCAGAGCAGAACAGAAAGGUGACGGUUAUGAACAAAAAUAAGUCUUAUCCUGAUCAUCCAGACAGAUUCACUGGUUAUUUUCAGGUCCUGAGUAGAGAGAGUCUGACUGGACGUCGUUACUGGGAGGUGGAGACAGCAGGUGGAGUUAGUGUAGCAGUUUCAUACAAGAAUAUCAGCAGAUCAGGGAAUGAAAGUUUAUUUGGAUAUAAUGACAAAUCUUGGUCACUAUAUUGUUCCUCAGACAGUUAUAUGUUCAGGUACAACAACAUCCAAACCUCCAUCCCAGGUCCUCUGAGCUCCAGAAUAGGAGUUUACUUGGAUCACAGAGCAGGAGUUCUGUCCUUGUACAGCGUCUCUGGAACCAUGACCCUCCUCCACAGAGUCCAGACCUCCUUCACUCGGCCGCUCCACGCUGGAGUCAGGAUUAACUAUAGUGGAGACUCAGCUGAGUUAUGUAAACUCAAAUAG
This is a messenger RNA of Cololabis saira (Pacific saury), 1774 nucleotides long. Its product is annotated as tripartite motif-containing protein 16-like. The record is from RefSeq and is a predicted model, not a curated record. Bases 95 to 1774 code for a protein of 559 amino acids. Lineage: Eukaryota; Metazoa; Chordata; Actinopteri; Beloniformes; Belonidae. The transcript has 2 exons. Gene Ontology annotation, molecular function: protein binding; zinc ion binding.